UAUUUUGCGACAGUAUGGAAUUGUCGCAACUCAUUGGAUAUCGUCACUUGAACCGAAAGUAGUCUCCUACCUGUAUCCCACGCAUCUAUGCUAAAAUCGAGGUUUAAGGCUGACGAGGGUCACGUAUCGUCUUACUGAUAAGGGUUGGCUUUCAUUUUGAAGGUGGACUAGAGCGUUUUCGUAAUUCCGGUACGUUUUACUCUUCGUUAGUGUAGCCUGCUUUCGAUUUUGUUGAUGGAAACCACUCUAAACUUAAUGUGUCGCAACAUCAGUCUACGGGAGCGUCAGCGGCGCCAGGUGAAAAGGGGAACCUGCUUGGUGAACAUUCUAUUGGCAAUGGGAUAAUAUUGUUUCAUAACGACACUUAAAAUGUUACAUGUUACAACCGGAAUGGUGCAAUACCUUGUAAUGGUUGAUAAUGACACGUCGUGAGUAUUGCACGACACCUCUCUGGUUUUAUUUUGAAAUCUGUAAGCGGAAAUGGUGCUUGAUUCACCUGUAAUUGACGCUGUCAGGAAGUGGGAUGUGGCCAGAUUGUAUUUAUGCUGCUGAUCAAGAUAUGAAAAUCAUAGAAUCAGCGCGCUUCGGGAGCUCUGCUUCAACGUCGGUAACAGCGUGGAUAACAGUUUUGUCCUACGCCCCUGAAGUUGCUGCCGGGAAUCGAAAUCAGCGAACGGAGCCGCUGUGUCUUUGCUUUCGUCUGGAUUGGGCCACUUCCCUUAAGACUUCACAACCUCACGCCCCAACACUUUAUUGCAACUGCAUCUAGGGCGCGGGUUACGUCAUAAGUAUGUGAAUCCAUAUAGUGACUUUUUAAAAAAUAUAUGAAUUUUGCUUGAGAACGAAGAUUGCUGGCCCCAGUCGUUAAUUACAAAUGUCAGCAAGUCACCAUCAUCAAGUAAUGAUGGAGUCAUCUUUAGCGCUUGGUAGACUGGACCUGACUUCCGCUGUCGGGGUCAACAUGACUCCGUGCAUCUCCCCGGCUGCUUCCACCAAAGAGAUGAGCGGUCACCGGCCAGUUGGAACACAAGGACCGGCUCAUCUGAAUGGCUGCGUGCCGCUGUCACAUCAGGUUGCUGGUCACAAGUAUGGCGUGGAUAAAGUGGGGAUUCUGCAACAUCCAGAUGGAACAGUCCUGAAGCAACUGCAACCUCCACCGAGAGGACCAAGGGAGAUGCAGUUUUACAGCAUGGUAUAUGCAGACGAUUGCCGUGACCCGUGUCUUCUGGAGCUCCAGACACAUCUCCCAAAAUAUUACGGCACUUUGUCCUCUCCUGAUGCACCAAAUGAGCUGUACAUGAAGCUGGAGGACGUGACUCAACGCUUCGUCAAGCCGUGCAUCAUGGAUGUGAAGCUGGGCCAGAGAAGUUACGAUCCAUUUGCCUCGCAGGAGAAAAGGGAGCAACAGAUCAGAAAAUACCCACUGAUGGAAGAGAUGGGCUUCCUGGUCCUCGGCAUGAGGGUUUACAAGCUUUGCACUGACACUGUUGACAUGUUUGACCAGCACUAUGGCAGGGGACUGUUGAAGGAGACUAUUAAAGACGGCUUGGCUAAAUUCUUUCACAACGGUGUUUGUCUGAGGAAGGAUGCGGUGGUCGCCAGCAUUCGCAGAGUGCAGAAUAUCCUCCGCUGGUUCGAGUCGCAGCGUCAGCUGGUCUUCUACGCCAGCUCUCUUCUCUUUGUCUAUGAGGGCCUCCCCUCCUCGAGCAGCUUCCCUCUCAUCGGCACCCCCACGAACAGCCCGGCCGCCGUCGGCAGGAGUCGGGACGGCAAGGAGGAAAGGAGCCAGGAGGUAGGUGAAAAGAACGAAAAGAUGGCAGAGUACAACAACAACAUUCAGGCGGUGGCGCCCUACGAUUGCGCCCGAGACCCCAUUUGCAGCAAUCACAGGAAAGCUGGCCUCCAUCUGUGCGCUAAGGCUCAUCAUCAAGGCAUGAGCGGAGACGAUGGCACUUUAGGAACGACGACGCGCCAGCCGGGUUCUGUCGAGAAAUUGCCGCCGCAAGACAACUCGACCUGGUUGUCCCGGCAACCCCCAAACGGAAAUGGGAACGAAUUCCAAGUCGAAAGGAAGGGCGAAUACGACGAGAGAGCGAAGGGCGGCGGGAGGGAAGAGGACCUCGUGCAAGGCGGAGGCGACGUGACCGGGUUGAGCGAAGACAACGCGCAGGUAGAGGUCAAGAUGAUCGACUUUGCCCACGUUUUCCCCAGCAAGAGCCUCGAUCGCGGCUACAUUUAUGGCCUCAAGCACCUGCUGACCGUAUUGAACCAGAUCCUCUCGGACGAGGCUUAGACUCGCCCGCGCUUCGCCUUCCGACUUGCUCCAAGUGAACCACUGUCCCCGCCUACCUGUCCACUUUCCUUCCGGAAAUCUUGCAACCGCCAUCAUCAUCUCACAUAAUUGCGAUGUGUGCGUGUGCGGGCGUUGAAUUAUUAUUAUUAUUUUUUUUUUUCCGAGUGGAAGUCAGAAGUAGAGAAGGCUGACCAUUACAUGCACUAAGCGAUCCCUCGAAGGCAUUAGGACCCUCUGCCUCAGCCGUUGGUUAACGCUGACUCGCAUUACACAAGCUCUAAAAUGUGACCCCCGUUUUACUGAAAUGCACUGGAUUUGACAAGUCUAUUUUUAUAUUGAGGUCACGGGGUGGGGGGGGUGGUGAAAAAAUGGUUAGGUUCGUUUUGAAAAACAGAACAUCUCAAAUCCUGAGUGAGCCAGAGAUAUUUCUGUCUUGUUUUUAACCAUCGUAACUAUUUGAUACUAUUUAUAGAAGUUUUAGAUUUUGGGGUUCUUUGGGUGGGAUGCUGAGAGACAAGCUUUCACUGCCAUAAAGCAUCGGAAUAUAUAUAUAUAUAUAAAUAUUAGAGCUGUCAAACGAUUAAAAUAUUUAAUUAAAAAUGCAAUUGUCAUAAUUAACUCAAAUGAACUAAAAAAUUAAUCGUGAUUACUCACAUUUUCUGAAUUUCCUUUUACAUUUUUUGUCCUAUUUUUCCCUAUUUUAAUGCUCUCAUCAACUUGGAAUCACGAAUUUCUAUGUUCAGUUUUCAGUUUUCUAUGUGCCAAAUGCAAAUUUUUUUACUGAAAUAAUUUCAAUUUUACAUGAACAUUUUUCACUUGGAGCAGUUAUUCACACAUAAUCUCUCACAAUAUAUUACUGUCCAUCAACAACAGUGAAAAAAAAUAUUUUGUCACACAACAGCUGCUUUAACAGCUUUUUUAAUGAAAUCAAAACAGUAAUAUAACAUUGUAAAGUGCACAUCUAAGGUAAACUAGUACUCAGCCUAUAGUGGAUUUAAACCAUGGUUGCAUACUUCGUUUUUCUCAAGUUUGCUUUGAACACAGCAGUCUGUUUCUGUAUGUUUGUUGGAGAAUAACGAGACCCCGGACACCAGUGUUCGUCAUGUGCCGCUGUAUUCAAAACUCACAAAACUGCCAGCCGUACAAACAAGCGCAAGCAUUCCCCCAUGCUGCUGGGGCAAACCAUUCUGAAAGAGGGGGGUUUCACUCCCCCUAACAAAGUCAGGCUAUGUUGAUUAUGUUGGUCCUUCUUGCGCGGAAGUCUCUCUACGGUUUUUGUGUCUACCAUUUCGGAUGACUACACUUUGUUCGAUGACAACACUGGAGACGUUUAAUUUUCGAUAGGUCGCUACCACUGCAACGCUAAACUUUCGUUGUCAUGUCACCGCCUCUGCGCACCGUCACUGUCAGACGAACACAGAGAAGCUCCACCCGCUCUAUUUAUAUGGACACGGAACGCUAUAACCUUCCACACAAAAUAGUUCCAAACAAGUAACAAUCGCGUCAGUGGCAUACAUCGUAUACCUGAAUGAUACACAGAGAGAGAAGAACAGGUAACUUUGAUCUCGUCAGUGGAGCAAUCUGGCAACUUUUUAAAAGUAAACUUUCCAUUCAUAAACUCUUUAAGUAUCCGUUUUCGGUGUCUCCCGCUGCCAUGGCUGGUAAAACAGACAUGGGCUUGGACUUCUGCAGCGCGCUUGUUGUUUUGUUCUGGUGUAUUUAUAGAGCAACGUAACAUCCGCUUGUGACGUAUGCCGCGUUAAUCUCGCGAGAAAAAAUUUAAUCCCGUUAAAAUUCAUUUAAAUUAAUGCCAAUAAAAACGCGCUAAACUGACAGCUCUAAUAAAUAUACAUAUAUAUAUUUUUCGUUCUGCUUUUUGAACCUUCUUAACCGUGCCACUAACUUUCUGCUUGGUGAGCCGUUGAUUUCACAUGACCCUAAAAACGAUUGCUUCCAAAGCUUUUUUUUUCUUUUUUUGGUGGGGGACAAAGGGCAAAUUAAAAACGGAAAAUGCUCAACUGUCACAUGCCGACAUUGUUUAAAAAAAAAAAAAAGUAACGCAAACAUUAGUUUUUUUUUGUUUGUUUUUAAUAUGCCGGUUUUUGUUUACAUGCCAGCGAGCCUGCUACAUUUUCUCCUUACGUUCCAUUUGACCAUACGAUCGCGCAUCUCUCAGCAGUCACCUUGAGUUUUUGAGGAAAUUGCUGUUUUGUCGGCAGCGAUUGAAAUGAUUAUAAAGAGAAGUCUCUUCCGAAGAUUCAAUUUCUGCAUAAUUGACGUCAUUUUAUGGCAUAUGAAGAUAAUACCCGCCUUUGUAUAGUGAUCCAUAAUUUCCACUGAUCCUGUUAUUUCCAUCUGCUAACAUUGGAUAAGUUAGCGUAGCAAUACUUGACUUGGCGUUUGCGUGUUCCAUUUUGAAAAGUAGUUUUUGAGUAAAUCCCAAGAAAGCAAUUUCAUUCACACGACAGGCCCGAAUAACACAAUUACGCAAUUAACAUUUUUUUUAAACUGUUGUUCAUGUGGUUGUUAAAUGCGUGUCAAAGCAACUCUUCUACUUAGCAAACGACCAACUGGAACUUGAGUCGCUUGAAUCUCAUCGUUCAUUUGAAAAUGCAACUCCAACCUUUUUCAAGCUGAAACUGACACACUUUUUACUGCCAUGCAAUUUCUUGCAUUUCUAAAAUAGCCUGCCAGUUUUUUUUUCCUUUCCUGUAUUCAAUUUCAACAGGGAUGUAUCUCAGGUAACGAACACCCACGAAUACAUUCGGAAGUUACCACGUCGCCAUUUUCCUCUCAGCUUGAUCCUUGCGCUUGUCUCCACAUGGUCGCUGAAGGUUGUCAGCGUCUGAAGACGUGAUCCGUUUUUGACCUUUCACCCUCUUUAGGAUCAUUUAAACGUGGCUGACUGUCACACCUACAAGUCGAAUCAGUGUCGCGAUUCGGAGAGUUGCUUCCUUGCAACUCCCGCUUCUCGCUAAUAGAAAGCCAAAACGCGUCUUCGCGAGUGGCGCCAUUGACGUGACAAAUAUGACCUGUCAUUUUUGUUAUCGUAAAGCGGUAGCAAUUGAGAUGGCGUUGGUAAGAUUGCAACUUUCAUGGUCGAGUUUUAAAAUUGGAGUCAAGAAAGAGCGCUUCUCAAUAGGACUCGCCCUUUUAUGGUUUUUGUUUUUGUGUAGCUGGCAUUCAAGGAGUCAUUUUAACAUUAUGUCAGACUGAUUUAUUUUAUUUUAUUUUUUUGUGACUCUUAUUUACAGUUGUAUACUUUUGAUCCAAUUUUUGUAGGCCGAGCCAUUGGACUGACAACUGCAAAAAUUUGACACACAUUGGAUGAUAUGAAAUCAGAUGGAAUGCAACGAACGAUGUAACCCAAAGCAACCCUCAUCAAGACCAAACUCUUUCGAAUUCAAAUUCAGUUCUUGUUAACUUUGCCGUCGGAAUGGCAUAUCGUGUUGGUCCUCUCACCAAUGGUAUAAGGCAUAUAAUAUUUUUUUAAGGGAAAUAUAAGGGUGUUCAUUGUGCUUUUAAAUUGCUGCUGAUCUUUUUUAUUUUAUUUUUAUUUUUUAACAUAACUGGCUCAUUAUUGUGUUUCAACAUUACAGGCUGCUUCAAAUGUUUGUAUGAGACUCACUGCCCCACUUUUGGUGAACUGAUGAUGCACGGGCCUUUUCCAGCUUAUACUGUAGUGACAAUGAAAAAUGUAAACGUAAUUAAGUGCAUGGUCAUUCGAAUUUGAUCCCACAUACAGCUAGACUGCAAAAAAUGAAUUUGGUUCCUUUUGUUUUGAUCAGAGUCACAUUUUUGGAGUCCUCGUGGGUGUUUACACGCAUUAACUAUUAUUGUCAUGUAACUGCCUCAUGUCAUUUUUAAUAACUUGUUUUUUGUCUUUUAUGUUUUGAACAUUAUUGUUUGUUCAUUUCGGCAGCUUUAAUCGGUCUGUUCGUUUUGCUUGCAAGCUAACAAUUGUCAAAUUGUGCGUAUUUACACAGGCAAUCGUUGAUAAAUGACUUUGUUUAAUGACACAAAUCCAACUUGUAACCAGUGUGUAAAGUCUAGCAAUCAGGUUUUGGUACUAAGACUGGCAGUUUUUUUCUAUUAUUACAAAUUGUUUACCUAGCAUUACGUAAAAAAAAAAAACAUUGACAUAUGAAUAUGCCUUUGCAGAAUUCGCACUAUGUGCUUAGGGGUAAAAAAAAAACAUACAUUGUACAACGUGCUUGUUUUUCUUUAACUCAAUCACCCAACAUAUCGACCAAAAUCUAAAAACAAAAUUUCUGCCUGUUCUUAGCUGAGCCAACAAGUAAGAACUAAAAAUAAUAUAUUUUUUAAAUGUGGUACACUAAUGGUGUAAUGUAGUAUCUUUCUUGAAAGUUAAUUUCAGAAAGUAAAGUGAAUGGUCAGUAAAUACAUUAAAACAUACAGGAAAUUGGACCGAAUUGUAUAAUUCUUAUGUGUUUACAUUACAUUACUUUAAAGAAAAAACAUUGAUAAAUGAAUAUGCCUUUGCAGAAUUCGCACUAUGUUUGUGCUUAGGGGUAAAAAAACAAACACAUUGUACAACGUGCUUGUUUUUUUUUUUUAAACUCAAUCACCCAACAGAUCGACCAAAAUCUAAAACAAAAUUGCCGCCUGUUCUUAGCCGAGCCAACAAGUAAGAACUAAAAAUAAAAUGCAUAUUUUUUAAAAUGUGGUGCACUAAUGGUGUAAUGUAGUAUCUUUCUUGAAAGUUAAUUUCAGAAAGGAAAGUGAAUGGACAGUAAAUACAUUGAAACAUAUAGGAAAUUGGACCGAAUUGUAUAAUUCUCUUGUGUUUACAUUUUACCGUACCUGCUUUCCUCAUGGCCAUAAUUUAACAUUAAUCAUUUAAGUUAAAUUUUGCAUACUGGAUUUCUCAUGUCGUCAGAUGUGCAUAUAUAUAUGCAGUGCUGUGAAAAGAGCAAAAUGUUUCAGAACCUCAAUCCAAUUCUAAUGUCUAAAGUCAAGUCAACAGUAUUUAUAGAGCACUUUCAAACAGCCAUCGCUGCAUACAAAGUGCUGUACAUGGAGCGAUUUAACAUACACAAUAAACAGUAAGACGAAUCGGUAAUAAAGGCGGUAGAAAGCACCAAGCAGUAAAAUCAAGAACAAAUCUAAGUCAUGCUGAGUCGAACGCCAAAGAAUACAAGUGGGUUUUGAGGAGGGCUUUAAAGAUGGGCAGCGAGGAGGCUUGCCGAAUGUUCAGUGGGAGGUCAUUCCAGAGAGAGGGACCAGCAACAGAAAAGGCUCGAUCCCCUCUGAGCCUCAGUUUAGUUCUUGGUACUUCUAACAAAGACUGGUCCACAGACCUGAGGCGCCGGGCAGGUGUGUAGGGGCGACUUUUAAAUGAUGAUUUUUGUGCGGGGAAAAAAAAACAAAUACAAGUUUAUCAUGUCCCAUGUGAAAAAGUAAUUGCUUGAACCAAAUAACUGCUUGUGCCAUUUUUUUGGCAGCAAUAACUCAAUCGAUUGUUUGCAAUAUGUUGUUGAUCGUUUUUAACCGUCCGCAGGUGGACUUGCUCGGAUGUUUUGGGGUUGUUGCCCUGCUGCAUAACCCAAGUGUUCUUGACUUCGAAAUUACAAGCAGAUUUGUUUGGAUUUUGACUUUUUUUUUUUGUUUGUUUUGUUAAGAUCCCAUAGCCCCAAGUCAUUCCAUGAUUCAACAAAUCUGAUUAUAAUCGGGCCUGGAUGUGGCCAGUGAAAUAGAACUGAGCUUAACAAAAACCAUUGAAUGUCAGUUAAAACAUGCUUUGACGAGGAGGAGCAAUUACUUUUUCAAAAAGGGACAGUUAAAUUUGGAUUUCCCCCGCAGCUCCUUCAUUGUUAUAUCUGAAACAUUUUAAGUAUAAAAAGAAACAAAUGGGAGGGGGGCAAAUCUUGUACUAUUUCACAGCACUGUACAAUGUCCCAUUAAUAAGGAUACAUAGGCUGAAUGUGUUUUUUUUUUUUUGGUCAAUCACCUGCCAAUAUGUUUGGUUUUCUGCCAUUCAUUCUUGAACCCUUUCAGGCACCAAUCAUGAGAACCUUUAACCUGAUAACCUGAUAAUCUGUCCACUGGAGUAACUGCUGUCCCUAAAAGGGUUCAUCUGACUUUCCAACUUUACAGUCUAUUAUAAUUAUGCCACCUUUAUUUGUAUCACUUCACUUAUUUCCACACUAUUGAACGAGUAUCACCGUAUUCCCAUUCAGAACUUUUGGGGACAAGGUAAAACUCAAAAGAAAUGCGCGAAAUGUUUCAAAGCAGAUAAAAUACAGCAAAGGCAGGUUUUAAUGGUAAUAUUCAAAUCUUUGAUGGCAAUGUUACUGUAUGUUUAAAACAAAAAAGCAUACAGUAACUGAAGAAGUACAAUGGCAAUGCGGAAUCACAAAUUUUUGUGGUUUAUCAUGCGCUUCACUUAUGCUGGUUUCCAAGUCGCUCCUUCGCACAAACAUAGUCGAUAAGCUUUAACGUUGAAACAAAUAUUGCGCUCUACUUUGCUGAUUUUGAUUAAGUCUUGUCUGUUUUCUUUUAAAGAAUUGAAAGAGCAAUUACUGUAAAUGUGUCAUUUCCAAGUCUACUUUGAUAUCUGAGCGAAUGUUUUGCGUGUAUGUGCGCGUUUCAAGCGAAAAAGGGAGUCAGGUUAAAAAAUAAAAAGUAAAAAAAUGGAAAGAUCACAAUCAAUCCUUUGCAAUCAUUUUGUGAUAUUUGUCAAUCCCCCUGCUCUGUGUGAUGUAUUUCGAACUACAGUGCCCUCCAUAAGUAUUGGCACCCCUGGUUGAGAUGUGUUUUUUAGCUUCCAAUUAUUUUAUUUUUUUUCUAAAUAAUAUGGGACCUUAAUGGAAAAAAAGAGAAAAAUCCAACCUUCAAUACAAGUGCAUUUAUUCAGUGGGGAAAAAAUCCCACAUAAAGAAAUAAUUAUUUGACAUCAAAUCACCUGUUCCACAAUUAUUGGCACCCUUAACAAUUCCCAGGAAAUAAAUAUAAUUGAAGCAUUUCUGUCAUUUCUACAGUAGUUUACAAAGUUUACCAGAGUAUGUAGGAACAUUUAAUUAGUAAUUCAUCACUUCCUGUCUCCCUGGGGUAUAAAUAUGACGUGACACCGAGGCCAUUUCUCUUAUCCACUCUUAAACAUGGGAAAGACAAAGGAACACAGCAUACAAGUGAGGCAGAUGUGCGUCGACCUUCACAGGUCAGGCAGAGGCUACAAGAAGAUUGCCACUCAACUGCAGCUGCCCAUAUCCACUGUGAGAGGAAUAAUUAAGAAGUUCAAAACAACUGGAACAGUGGUAAACAAGCCUGGACGAGGAGCCAAGUUUAUUUUGCCACCACGCACAGUGAGGAGGAUGGUAAGAGAAAUCAAAAGAUCUCCAAAGCUCACUGUUACAGAAUUACAACAAAUGGUAGCAUCCUGGGGUCACAAAGUCUCCAAAUCAACCAUCAGGCGCUGUCUACACGCCAACAAGCUGUUUGGGAGGCAUGCACGGAGAAAACCUUUCCUCACUCACAAUCAUAAACGCAAGCGUCUGGAGUUCGCCAAGCGGUAUUGGGGCUUCAACUGGGACCGUGUGCUUUGGUCAGAUGAGACCAAGAUUGAGCUUUUUGGCAACAAACACUCUAAGUGGGUCUGGCGUACCACGAAAGAUGCGCAUGCUGAAAAGCACCUCAUACCCACUGUGAAGUAUGGGGGUGGGUCAGUGAUGCUGUGGGGCUGUUUCGCUUCCAAAGGCCCUGGGAACCUUGUUAGGGUGCAUGGCAUCAUGAAUGCUUUGAAAUACCAGGACAUUUUAAAUCAAAAUCUGUUGCCCUCUGCCCGAAAGCUGAAGCUGGGUCGUCACUGGGUCUUUCAGCAAGACAAUGACCCUAAACAUAUGGCCAAAUCUACACAGAAAUGGUUCACCAGACACAAAAUCAAGCUCCUCCCAUGGCCAUCUCAGUCCCCUGACCUCAACCCCAUUGAGAACCUGUGGGGUGAGCUGAAGAGGAGAGUACAGAGGAGAGGACCCAGGUCUCUGGAUGAUUUAGAGAGAUUCUGCAAAGAGGAAUGGCUGAAGAUCCCUCUUUCUGUCUUUUCCCAUCUUGUGAAACAUUAUAGGAGAAGAUUAGGUGCUGUUUUGUUGGCAAAAGGGGGUUGUACAAAAUAUUAACACCAGGGGUGCUAAUAAUUGUGACACACAUUAUUUGAUGUCAAAUAAUUAUUUCUUUAUGUGGGAUUUUUUCCCCACUGAAUAAAUGCACUUGUAUUGAAGGUUGGAUUUUUCUCUUUUUUUCCAUUAAGGUCCCAUAUUAUUUAGAAAAAAAAUAAAAUAAUUGGAAGCUAAAAAACACAUCUCAACCAGGGGUGCCAAUACUUAUGGAGGGCACUGUAUCUCCCAAGUUCUGAACCAAGUGUCCUCAUGUGAUGAUGACUGCUCCUUCGGGUAUAACUGUGCAAUCUGGGUUUGCUGAUUGUGGAAGGCCACUCAAAUCUUGUAAAAAAACUAACAGUGGUGACCGGAUCUCAGCUAGCAGGAUUUUAUUUUGAAACCAGUAACCAAUGGAAGGUCUAACUAACUCUUAUCAGUGCUGAAAGAUCAGCUAUCUGCUGGAAAAAAUGAUGUUCCAACAAUGAAUUGAACCUGCUCUUGUGUGUGAAAAUACAUUUUAAUUUGAAUAUAUUGGAUUUUAUGCAUUGUAAAAUUGACUCAUGUAAAUGAUCAGUGGAGCGGAAAUUGAAACGUCCCUCCUUGGGUGUAAAACUAAUUAUUUUAACAAUAAAAUGACAUUUAAAUUGA
Molecule: messenger RNA, 11055 nt
Organism: Hippocampus zosterae (dwarf seahorse)
Lineage: Eukaryota; Metazoa; Chordata; Actinopteri; Syngnathiformes; Syngnathidae
Gene: ipmkb
Product: inositol polyphosphate multikinase b
Exons: 6
Coding region: 875-2293 (472 amino acids)
Biological process (GO): inositol phosphate biosynthetic process
Cellular component (GO): cytoplasm; nucleus
Molecular function (GO): inositol tetrakisphosphate kinase activity; inositol-1,4,5-trisphosphate 3-kinase activity
Source: RefSeq, a predicted model, not a curated record